AUGGCACAUCAUCUGGCGCUGGCCUGCUGCUUGGGGCUCGUCGCUGCCCAGAACACGACGGCGAAUUUCACGGCUAACUUGGUCGCUUCCUUGCGAGGGUGCCAAGCUGGGAAGGUGCACUGUGCAGACCAAAGCCCUGGAUGUUCUGGGUUCGCGCAGGUCCGUGCUGUGGCAACAUGGACUGCCGUUCUUCCGACUCCUCUGCGGGAAGCAUCUGUGUUCGGCAUCAUCAGCAGUACGUGGCUGAGCAUGGCACUUGCGGUGGUCCCGGCCAACAGACGCGGCAAUGCUGUGGCAACGCAGAGUGCCGACCCUUGCUAG
Molecule: messenger RNA, 321 nt
Organism: Symbiodinium pilosum
Lineage: Eukaryota; Dinophyceae; Suessiales; Symbiodiniaceae
Source: the annotation of a GenBank genome assembly